Rotaria sordida is the source of this 1296-nucleotide messenger RNA. NCBI's taxonomy places the organism in Eukaryota, Metazoa, Rotifera, Eurotatoria, Philodinida, Philodinidae. The record is from the annotation of a GenBank genome assembly.
AUGAAUCAAUUUAAGCAAUAUGGAUUACGUCGUCUUGAACGAGUUCAAGCUAUACCAUUUUUAUUAAUUGAUGAAGCUUAUUUGUGGAAAUUAUUUCUUCAACAAUACUUAUCUACAUCAUCAACAAAACAAAAUAAUACACUUGUAGAGACGGUUGCUCUGUCAAUUGCUGCUCCAAACGAUGUUCAUGAUUGGUUAGACACAUUGGAACAACGUUUUAAAAUGGCAAAAUGGAAUGAUGAAGAAAAAUUACAUUAUAUUUCAGUACAUCUACAAGAUGAUGCAUCUCGAUGGUGGACACAAGCAUCCAUAUCGAUUAAAACAUGGUCAUCAUUUACUGAACCUGUUAUAAAAGCUUUUGGAUCAACAAAAGUACAAGAAUUAGUAUUCGAACAAUUAAAAUAUUUAAUGGCUGGUAUAAGAGAAUCAUUAAAAUUACAUGUUGCUUUACAGGAUCCAAAGACAACUGAUGCAUUUUUAUCGCUCGCCAGAAAAAUUGAAGAUACAUUAUCAUUUACUACUGCAGAUAAUGAAAUGCAACAAAAUGAUAUUAACAUCAAUGCUACCACUACUCAAAAAUCAUUAGAACAAACAUCUAUUUCACAAAAAUCACAAAAAAAUAUUCGACAAAAUAUACCUUCACAAGAGCAAAUGCAAUUACGUCCAAAUUAUCAACGAUAUUCACAAUAUUCACAACGAUCAAAUUAUUGUUAUAAAUGUGGUACUCCUGGUUAUUAUGCUCGAGAUUGUACCCGUAUCCAUUUCGGAAACCCAUCGACUCUAAAUACAACUUUACUAUAUCUUAAUGUUAUUGUAAAUAAUAAAAAAAUGAAGGUAAUGAUGGAUACAGGUGCAAAUCGAUCUUUUAUUUCAAUCAAAGCUUUAGAUCCAUCCUAUGGUAAGCAAUUUAAUAAUAAAUCACAUAAUCGUGUAAUUUUAGCUGGUGGUUAUACAUCUCUUUCUGUUUUUGGUACAAUGAAUUUAUUUAUUAUGAUGAGUGAUAUGUCAACUUCUAUUAAGGCAUUAUUCGUUAAAGAAUUAUGUGCCGAUUGUAUAGUAGGUACGGGUUUCAUUCAUAAAUAUAAUUUAAUUAUUAAUACGGAAGAACAAAUAGUUUCCAUUAGUGAUAAUUAUAAAUGUAUCACAUUAAAAUUUGAUAUUAAUAAAGGUGAUAUAAGAUAUCCUGCACGUCUAAUUAAUAAUGUUCGGAUUCCAUCAAAGCGAACAGUAACAGUUCUUGUAUCUCUGGAAUUAUCAUCAGCUAAAGUAUUAUUUCGUCCAUGCUUUAAAUUAUAA